Messenger RNA from Protopolystoma xenopodis, 744 nucleotides. NCBI's taxonomy places the organism in Eukaryota, Metazoa, Platyhelminthes, Monogenea, Polystomatidea, Polystomatidae. The record is from the annotation of a GenBank genome assembly.
AUGGCCUACUUGGAGCAGCGUGGCUUAAUACAUCGCGACCUAGCAGCCCGUAAUAUUUUACUUACACACCGAACUUCCUCCGGCUUCCCUACGGCAAAGGUGGCUGACUUUGGUAUGGCCCGUGACCUUCAGCUCUCAGGCCCGGUCAGCUGCCCUCCAUUACAAACGACUUCAAUGAGCCCUGCUUGUCUUCCCAACCAAACGGCUCCUAGUUCUUCUUUGAAUACCUCAUUUGGAGUUGGCAGUAAAAUGGAUACUGACAGAAGACAGGAUGGCACAACGGAGAACCUUGCUGGAGGGAGUGUCAGUGGAAGGCCAGUCCAGCACCAGCUGAAUCCCUUUAUCUUUGAGCCUUCCUCGAUCAUCAAGUCUUCCAAGACGUCAGUGUCAGCAUCGACGACACUCUCCUCAGCCCCGAGCCAGCCUUGCCGUCGGGCUGCGUCCACGGCGUCGGGUCUCCAGCGGCCGUUAAAGCCACCGGCCCCACAGCCUCCAAUCACCGCCACUUGCAGAUCGGUAGGUCAUUCGACCGACGGACAAACCUUCGAGGCACGAACCGCUGGGACUGGAACAGCUCAUGAGCCAGUCGUCGAUACAAAUUGUUCGGUCACCAGAAUUGGUAGUCUAAGCUUGUCGGUUUCUGCUGCAACAGACGCUGGUCGCAUUCCCGUAAAGUGGACCGCCCCAGAGGCCGUCAGAUACCAUGUAGGCCAGCGAAUAUAUUUCUCUAGCAUUGCAGUUUAA